GGCGGCGCCUCAGUCCCAGGGGCGCCGGCGGAGCGGCCGCCAUAUGCGGCGGCGGCUGCGGCGUCUCUUGCCGGCCGGGCCGCGGCGGAGCGGCGGUGCCUUCCCCUCCCCGGCGGCCUCCUCCUUCUCUUCUCUCUCCUCCUCCUCCCUGCGGCGGGCGCGGACGUAGCGCUUCAAUGGGAAGCUCUCACUUACUCAACAAGGGCUUGCCUCUAGUAAAAAUUUGAACACCAUCCAGGCUACAGAGGUUGCAGUGGAUAAGAAGUUUUAAAGCUUUGGUUCAAGAUUACAUGAGGCUGCAAGAAAAAUAAAAGACAUGGAAGUGAGGAUCGAAUGACAGGCUGCUAUUUUGCCUCAGAAUACUGAAGAUUGUAAAGCAUUGAGAAAUCGAAUUCAUGACCCUGGAAAUCAAGCUCAGAUUAAGAAAUGUCAGGCAUUCGACCUCCGAUCAUGAAUGGGCCCAUGCACCCGCGCCCUUUGGUAGCGUUGCUGGAUGGCAGGGAUUGUACAGUAGAAAUGCCUAUUCUGAAGGACGUAGCCACAGUGGCAUUUUGUGAUGCUCAGUCUACGCAAGAAAUUCACGAAAAGGUACUAAAUGAAGCAGUGGGUGCACUGAUGUAUCACACUAUCACUUUAACACGAGAAGACCUGGAGAAAUUCAAAGCACUUCGAAUAAUUGUCCGAAUUGGCAGUGGUUUUGAUAAUAUUGACAUCAAAUCUGCUGGAGAUUUAGGGAUUGCUGUGUGUAAUGUGCCAGCUGCCUCAGUAGAAGAAACGGCAGAUUCUACUAUGUGCCACAUUCUGAACCUGUACAGGCGAACAACCUGGCUUCACCAGGCUUUGAGAGAAGGCACAAGAGUACAAAGUGUUGAACAGAUUCGGGAAGUUGCUUCAGGAGCUGCCAGAAUCAGAGGGGAGACCUUGGGCAUCAUCGGAUUAGGGCGUGUUGGGCAAGCAGUAGCACUACGUGCCAAAGCCUUUGGCUUCAGUGUGAUUUUCUAUGACCCAUACCUCUCAGAUGGCAUGGAGCGUGCUCUGGGACUGCAGCGGGUGAGCACUUUGCAGGACCUGCUGUUCCACAGUGACUGUGUUACCCUGCACUGCAACUUGAAUGAACACAAUCAUCAUCUUAUUAAUGACUUCACCAUAAAGCAGAUGAGACAAGGGGCUUUCCUGGUCAACACAGCUCGAGGUGGGUUAGUAGACGAAAAAGCACUUGCACAGGCCCUGAAGGAAGGAAGGAUACGAGGGGCAGCCUUAGAUGUACAUGAGUCAGAACCAUUCAGCUUUAGUCAGGGCCCCCUGAAGGAUGCACCAAACCUGAUCUGUACUCCACACGCAGCCUGGUAUAGUGAACAAGCCUCAAUUGAGAUGCGAGAGGAAGCAGCACGAGAGAUUCGAAGGGCGAUCACAGGUCGUAUUCCAGACAGCCUGAAAAACUGUGUUAACAAAGAUCACUUGACUGCAGCUACACAUUGGGCCAGCAUGGAUCCUGCAGUUGUUCAUCCAGAGCUUAAUGGUGCUGCAUACAGCAGGUAUCCCCCAGGUGUUGUAAGCGUGGCUUCGACUGGCAUACCUGCAGCAGUAGAAGGAAUAGUCCCCAACCCCAUGUCUUUAUCACACGGCCUCCCUGCUGUAGCCCACCCGCCUCAUGCUCCUUCUCCAGGCCAAACUGUCAAACCAGAAGCUGAUAGAGACCACCCAAGCGACCAAUUGUAGCCUAUGAAAACAGCAUUCCCAACAUCGGAGGUUGCAACUUCACCAUGCAGAGAACAAACAAAA
This is a messenger RNA of Cuculus canorus (common cuckoo), 1782 nucleotides long. RefSeq names its product C-terminal binding protein 1 (gene CTBP1). The transcript is spliced from 10 exons. Gene Ontology annotation, molecular function: oxidoreductase activity, acting on the CH-OH group of donors, NAD or NADP as acceptor; NAD binding; transcription corepressor activity. The record is from RefSeq and is a predicted model, not a curated record. NCBI's taxonomy places the organism in Eukaryota, Metazoa, Chordata, Aves, Cuculiformes, Cuculidae. Bases 427 to 1719 code for a protein of 430 amino acids.